This is a messenger RNA of Halichondria panicea, 4786 nucleotides long. RefSeq lists its product as uncharacterized. Bases 134 to 4501 code for a protein of 1455 amino acids. Gene Ontology annotation, biological process: signal transduction. Lineage: Eukaryota; Metazoa; Porifera; Demospongiae; Suberitida; Halichondriidae. The transcript is spliced from 3 exons. Gene Ontology annotation, molecular function: protein binding. The record is from RefSeq and is a predicted model, not a curated record.
UAAAGAUAAGGAUGGUAACACACCUCUACAUAUUGCAGCCUCCAUUAAAGGACGUGUUGAAACAGUGAGACACCUGAUUAGCAAGCACAGUGCUGAUGUUGAUUGCACUAAUAAUCAGAACAAUACUCCAUUGAUGCUAGCUAUGUUUAAUGGUUGUGUGCAUGUUUUGGAUAUGCUAAUCAAAGAAUUCAACAGCAGUUGUCAUGUCCGAGAUGACGAUGGUUAUACUCUCCUUCACCAAGCAUGCCGUUGUGGUCAUAUAGAACUGAUAGACAAAUUAGUGCUUGAAUAUGGCCUCAAUCCCGCAGAUAAAGAUAAUGAUGGUAACACACCUCUACAUAUUGCAGCCUCCAUUAAAGGACGUGUUGAAACAGUGAGACACCUGAUUAGCAAGCACAGUGCUGAUAUUGAUUGCACUAAUAAUCAAAACAGUACACCAUCGAUGCUAGCUGUGCCGAACAAACAGGUAACUGUUUUGAAUGUGUUAGUCAAAGAAUUCAACAGCAAUUGUCAUGUCCGAGAUCGCUAUGGUCAAACUCUCCUUCACCAAGUAUGCGGCGAUGGUGGCCACAUUGAAAUGAUAGACAAACUGGUGAUGGAAUGUGGCCUCAAUCUCGAAGAUAGGGACGGUAAAGGAAACACACCUCUACAUAUUGCAGCCUGGGCAGGACAUGUUGAAACAGUGAGACACCUGAUCAAUAAGCACAGUGCUGAUACUGAUUGCACUAAUAAUGAGAAUGAUACACCAUUGAUGGUGGCUUGGUUGAUGGGUCAUAGUCAUGUUUUGGAUGUAUUAGUCAGAGAAUUCAACAGCAGUUGUCACAUCCGAAGUUAUACUCUCCUUCACUGUGCAUGCGAGCGUGGCCAUAUAAAACUGAUAGACAAACUAGUAAAUAAAUAUGGCCUCAAUUUCAGAGACAGAAGAGAUAAUGAUGGAAAUACAUCUCUACAUAUUGCAGCCUUGUUCGGACAUGUUGAAGCAGUGAGACACCUGAUUAGUAAACACAGUAUUGAUAUCGAUUGCUCCAAUAACCAGAACGUUACUCCGUUGAUGCUGGCUGUGCUCAAUGGUCACAUACAUGUUUUUGAUGAAUUAGUCAAAGAAUUUAACAGCUGUUGUCAUGUCCAAGAUUGCAACGGUCAAACUCUCCUUCACUAUGCAUGUGAUGGUGGUCAUAUAGAACUAAUAGACAAACUGGUAUUGGAAUAUGGCCUCAGUCUCAGAGUUAGAGAUGAUAAUGGAGACACACCUCUACAUUUUGCAGCCGUUAAAGGACAUUUUGAAACAGUAGAACACCUGAUCAGUAAGUACAAUGUUUAUACUGAUGUCACCAAUAAUAGCAAUAACACUCCAUUGAUGCUAGCUGCACUGAAAGAUCAUGACAAUGUUUUGGAUGUGCUAGUCAAAGAAUUUAACCGAAGUCGUCACGUCAGAGGUUAUACUCUUCUUCACUCUGCUUGCGAUUGUGGCUAUAUAAAACUGAUAGAAAAACUUGUGAUAGUAUAUGGCCUUGAUCUUGGUGAUAGGAAUAAUGAUGGAAACACACCUCUACAUAUUGGAGCCAAGAAAGGACAUGUUGAAACAGUGAGACACUUGAUUACUCAGCACAAAGUUGAAACCAAUAUCACUAACAAUGUUAACUCUACCCCAUUGUGUUUAGCUGCUCAAAGUGGUCAUGAGAUUGUGAUACAUGCUCUGAUUAAAGAGUUCAAUUGCAGCCCACAUGUCAGAGGCUGCAAUGGUCAAACUCUACUUCAUUACGCUUGCCAGAAUGGUCACGUGAAACUGUUGAAUAAAUUGUUAGUCAAGUAUAAGGUAGAACCAUCAAUUAGAGAUAAUGAUGGAAACACACCUCUGCAUAUUUUGUGUCGUACUCUGCACACUGAAGAAGAGAGGCUAAGAACAAUGCUUUGCAAGUAUCAGUACUGGACAGUGUUUCAAGUGAAUAAUGAUGGCAACACACCUCUUCACACAGCAACUCUCUCUGAACAAGCUCAUUGUGCACGCUUACUACUGCAGAAAUACAAUGCUCCACUUUUUGUGCGAAACAAAGAUGGGAAGACCGCCCUUGAUCUAGCUAAAGCUCAGAGAAGCCAUGAAAUUGUUAAAAUUUUCAAAAAUCAUAAUUCUGAGAUGCAGUUAACAUAUCGGCAACUAGAUAAACUCGCUAAACAAGAGUUUGGUGAUGAAAAAAACCUCACCAGAAUAUUUGUUGUAGGUCAUCCAGGUGCAGGGAAAUCCACGCUUGUUGAAACUAUCAAAACAGAAGGUUUGAUUAGCUACUUCAGCACAUCCACUGUUGCCCCUCACACUGCAGGUAUUGUUCCAAGUACUUAUGACAGUAAUGCUUAUGGAAGAAUGAUACUCUAUGAUUUUGCUGGUGAUUCCGAGUACUAUUCCUCACAUGCUGCAAUUAUGGAGUCAAUCAACACAUCAAAAGGAAGUAAUAUAUAUUUGAUAGUUUGUGAUUUGAGUAAAGGCGAAGAAGCUGCUGUCACUAAAUACAGCUACUGGCUUUCAUUUCUAUCAUACAAUAUUAAGCAAUUCUCAAACACAAUUAUCCUUCCAGUGGGAAGCCAUGCUGAUGUAAUUAACAAAACCUCAGUUAAACAAGCGUUAUGUAUGCUUGACAGUGUAUCCAAAAAAUUCUGUAGCAGCUCCAAGAUUGAUGAUUUACACAUCGAACAAAGUGUUGCUCUUGAUUGUCGUAAACGAGGAGCUGUAGUGAAUGAUAUAAAAGAACUAACAAAGAGAUUCUCCAAUUUAGUAUCCCUUUCCCCAGAGACAAGCACACUCUUGGGAUUGUUGAAGAAAGACUUUGAACACGUUUCAGCUUGCAAAAUAAGCCUCCUUAUCUCUCACAUAGAAGAUACUGGAAUUCCGCUGCCACUAAAUUCUUCAUCGCUAUACCUUCUCAUAAGAGAGUUGGAUGAUUUGGGUCUGCUAAUGGUAAUAGAGAGAGAAGGGGACUCCAUUGAGAACCACAUAAUCAUUCUCAAGAUAUCAACAUUCACAUCAGAUUUGCACAAAAAACUCUUUUCAGAGCCUGCUAGAACUGACCUCACCAAGCAUAUUGAUCAACUCAAGUUUAGCGUAGGUAUUAUUCCAGAAUCACUACUGGAGAAAGUACUGCCAGAGUACAUCACAAAAGAAAGUUUACUUAAGCUGCAAUACUGUCAAGAAAUUGAGAAUUUGAACGUGGAAGAGGACCACACUCUUUCUCAACUCACUUCAGAACCAGUAACAACAGAUGGUGCCACUAAAGAGAAGUCUCAUUUAUUUUUCCCUGCUCUAUGUGAUCUCAAGCUUGUGGACAUUCAAUGGCCUAAAUCUGAAGGUGAUAAGAUUACUUUGGGAUGGUAUGCUAAAUGUGAUGGUGACAGAUUUGAUUUCUUCCCAACACGAUUUCUCCAUGUGCUUAUUGUUAACCUCUCUCACAACUUUGCAUUAAAGCAAAACUUGCCCACAAGACACAGACUCUCCACUGCACCUUCCAAUUCUUUGAUUGCUGAGGUACAUGCUGCCAAUCCUAGCUGUUGCGUCUGGUCGACUGGUUUGCAUUGGCUUAUGAAGAAUGGAGUGGAAGUAUUUGUCGAUAUGCCUAAAGACGCUGAUAGUAAAGAACUGAUUGUACUAGCAAGAAGUGACGUCAGAAAUCAAGCCAAGUGUUCUGAAACUCUGGAACUAGUUAUUCAAAAGGUAGUAGAAGCAAAAAUGGAGUUCUGUGCUGGUAUAGUGCCUUCUGUUUACCUUCUUGAUCCAAGCAAUCUCAAGGAUGAACCUUUUACGAAUGCUAUAAAUUCACCUAAAUACGCUCUCAGAGAUAUCGAAGAAGCACUAGCAGAAGGCACUGAGGAAGUUGCCGAUAAAGACAGACAUUGCUUCUCCACUCCAAUCAAAGAAUGGAUUAGCCCAACAAGAUGGGCCAUAUCUUACUGGAAUCUGUUUUUUCCAAUGGAUACCUUCUUGGUUCAUUCUGCUUUGCAAGAAGUAACCGGUGCUCAAUGGAAACUGCUAGGAAUUAGUCUUCCAAUUCCCUGGAACAAAUUAGAGGACAUUGAGAAUAAUGACUCAUCAUACCCUGGUGACAUUGCUAAGAAAGAAGAAGUAAUUCGACUGUGGAUGUCUCAAGAACCCACCUGGAUAGUGUUGGUAGAGGCUCUCAGUCAAUCUACAUAUGGAUGGUCACAGAAUUCAAGUCAAAUCUCACAAGAGCACAAUGUGCCUCUACAAAAGAAAAUUCUUGAAAACGAUUCAUCCCUCCGUCCUGACAAGGAAUUUCUCCAAUCGUUUGCUGCCAUCAUUGGCUCUCGAUGGCAGUGUCUUGCUUCUCCCCUCUCCCUCACUUCUGAAGACAUUGUGAGCAUCAAGAGAGAGACAAGAGGAUCAGAGCCAAUCAGACAAGCACUCGUCAUGCUACAGAAGUGGGCAACCAGGGAGACGGCAACUUAUGGUCAGUUGAGAGAGAGGCUCCGUACACUCUCAGUGUUUCAUAUCUGAGAACUUUAGUAUCAUGCAUCACGCCACAUCCCUACUUUAAUGCACCUAUACUGUAGAUACAUUUUUUGUGUCACUGAACUUGCCAUUAGCAAUACUAGCUACGUUCUAGUCUACUGCAAUUUAAUUUCUGUACUGCCUUGCAAUACACUAUAUACAACCUUCAAAAAAUCGCAUAAUUUUGCUAGCCCUUUACUAGUUUCUUAAUGUUGUCAAUUCUCUUAUUAGUCAAAAUUAAUGCUUCCCCCGAGUAAUUUUUGUUUAUGUUGAACAAAAGUUUGUUACAGC